Rhipicephalus sanguineus (brown dog tick) is the source of this 1274-nucleotide messenger RNA. Its product is annotated as myb/SANT-like DNA-binding domain-containing protein 3. The transcript has 4 exons. The record is from RefSeq and is a predicted model, not a curated record. NCBI's taxonomy places the organism in Eukaryota, Metazoa, Arthropoda, Arachnida, Ixodida, Ixodidae. The coding region runs from base 270 to 1274 and encodes 334 amino acids.
GAGGCAGCGCUUGAUUUCAACACGACGAAGUGUGCCAUCGCGUUUCAUAAACCCUCCCCUCUCCUUGCUUGGCCAAGUCAGAAACCGGCGACGACGCAGUGCGCCUGGCACGAGAGUAUUAAAGUAAAGCGCACGUAAUAUACGCUUUAAACCUUUGUAAAACACAGAUAAUGGAAAAUUAGUUGUGUCUGCGUGUUUAAUAAAUGCUGCGUAUGCCAAAAAAGGCAAUGAUACACCGUUGUCCGAGAUAAGACGGGCCGCAGCAAUCCAUGCCAAGCCACCGCGCCGAAUCCGAUGCUGUCUCGUGGCGACGUAAUCACCGUGCGUGUGCUUCUUUGUCUUUAUGUGCGUGUGUUUUCUUCUUUUCGGCAAUGCCGAGCGUGGAUUCUGGGACAAGUGCGCGGAAAUCAGCGCCGCGCUUCACCGAAGAAGAAAAAUUGAUCUUGGUCGGCCUAGUGAACAAAUACAAGCACAUUCUGGAGUGCAAGAAGACAGACGUCGCAUUUAUUAACAAGAAGACAGAGACAUGGACAGAGCUCGCAAAACAGUUCAACAGUAACCAUGGCGUGACGUCCAGGGACCCCCGACAGCUUAAAGGGGGCCCCUUUAAGAAGUGUUGGGUGAAUAUGAAGCAGAAGUGGAAGGAGGAACGCGCGGAAGAGAAGAGAAAAGUUUUCAAAACAGGAGGCGGACCGCCCCCGCCACCGAUGGAUUCAGUGUCGGCACUCGUUGGGGCAGUGGCAUCUCACAUGGCGACCCGCAUUCCAAAUGCUUACGACAGUGAUGGAGCGACGUACCUGGCACCAGUCACAAGUGAACCUGUUCUGCAGCUCCUACGGCAAUGUGCUGUGUAUUCUCUUGUUGGACAGUACAAUCAUAUUCUUCCAGAGGAUGACUACCAUCCAGGGAGCCCCACCUGUGUGGGAGUUGACAACGACACCAUCGCGCCAGCACCCCCGACCGAUCCAGAGUCGACGGAAGUAGCUCCGCCAGCAACAGCUGCAAAUGUGACAGCUAACAGUGAAGCUGCCCCAGCCGGAUCAACCAUACCCAGAGGCAGACUGUCUUUGCUGCAGAAAAGCCUUUCGGAAGAGGCUGACGUACGCUUCGCACUGUUGCGCGAGGAACACGCCUUGCGCAUGAGGCUGAUGGAAGAAGAUCACACCGACAAAUUUCAAAAACGAGAUGAGGAGCACAAGCUCCAAAUGGACAUCCUGAAGCGGCAAAAAGAUAUAAAAUAUUUGAAAUUGAAGCGCCUACAGGAGGGAAAAUAA